AUGGAAGUCUGCAGACAUCUUGCUCAAAUUUGCAAUUGUUGUGCAGCUCAUGAGUCAAAGAGAGUAACAAACGAGGUAGAUUUGGUGGCAACAUCUUAUGUUCUGUGGAUCCUCCGGAGAAACCGCGUCCCUCGGUCCCGAGGGCUGGGAUCCGGUGCGGCCGGCCGCCCCAAAGACACUGGGCCCCUCGGGCGCGGCGGCGGGGGCGUGGCCCUCCAGCCGCGGCCGGGGCCGGGGUCUCGCCUCCGCCUCCCGCCGAGGAAGGCUGGCGCCGCCGCCGCCUCUUCCUUCCGGUUUUCCCUUGCGCCCUCCUUCGGUCGGUCCGUCCUGCGCGGAAAGCACCGUCCUCUGCGGGCGCCGCCGCACGCUCCUCAGGGCCCGACCACCGCCAGACUCCUCCCCCGGGAGCCGCGCCGCCCGCCCUCCCCGCCUCGUCAGCCCCGGGGCCGCGAGACGCCCGGCUCGCCGCUCCCGCCCCGCCCCUGUGGCGCGCUCUCGCCCCCUUCGCGGGCCCCUGGCGCGGCCCGGGAACGCGCGGGCUGGGGACUGUGGGCCGGCCCUCGCCAGGUUUUCGUUCCCGCCGCUCGCGCGCGCCUAGCGACCCAAGCGGCAGUUUUGCAGUUUCCCGGGUUCUCGAGGCGCCCCCGCCUUUUUUCCUUUGCCGGAUCCCACCGGAAAACCAAAACAAUUGGGUCCGCGCAGGCGCGAAAAAGGAAGCGGAAAGAGCAGGAAGGGCGGGGGCGGCGUGAGGUGCCGGGGAAGCGCUUUUGA
Molecule: messenger RNA, 771 nt
Organism: Equus caballus (horse)
Lineage: Eukaryota; Metazoa; Chordata; Mammalia; Perissodactyla; Equidae
Source: RefSeq, a predicted model, not a curated record